Messenger RNA from Micropterus dolomieu (smallmouth bass), 769 nucleotides. RefSeq lists its product as uncharacterized. The record is from RefSeq and is a predicted model, not a curated record. Gene Ontology annotation, biological process: response to bacterium. NCBI's taxonomy places the organism in Eukaryota, Metazoa, Chordata, Actinopteri, Centrarchiformes, Centrarchidae. The transcript is spliced from 6 exons. Bases 1 to 753 code for a protein of 250 amino acids.
AUGGCUCAUAUGAUAGAUCUGAAAGUCUCCUCAUCUAUUCAUCAGAAGAGACGUUUUGUAUCAGCUGAUAUUGGAGAAAAUGUGACUCUGCAAUGUUUCUAUAAAGAGGGCGCUACUGUCAGUGUAAAGGGUUCAAGAUUGAAUGUCCAAGCUUCAGUCCAUCAGUCAGCAUCUGAGACCAUCCAGCCAGGAGGCUCUGUGACUCUGAACUGUACAGUACACACUGGGACCUGUGAUGGAGAACACAGUGUUUACUGGUUCAAAAACUCUGAAGAAUCUCAUCUAGGACUCAUUUACACCCAUGGAGGCAGGAACGAUCAGUGUGAGAGGAAAUCCAGCACACAAACACACACCUGUGUCUACAAUUUGCCACUGGAGAGCCUGAAUCCUUCUCAUGCUGGGACCUACUACUGUGCUGUUGCCUCAUGUGGACACAUACUGUUUGGAAACGGGACCACACUGGACUUUGAAGAUCAGGUGGAUUCUCUUGUCUUGGUGUAUUUCUUGAGUGGAGCUUUGAUAUUCACUACCAUCCUGAUUGUUCUACUGGUUAUCUUAGUAAUUAAGAAAAACAACUGCCAAUGUACAGAGUCUCAAGCAAGAUUAUCGGCUCCUUCCACAACAACUGCAGAGGGUUACCGAGAUGCAGACAGCCUCCAUUAUGCUGCUUUAAAUGUUAACCUGCCCAACAGAUCAAGAAGACAGAGGAACAACACCAACAGUGAAUGUGUGUACUCCAGUGUGAAGCAAUAAAAUUGAUUUUGUGGUA